AUGAGGGGCUGGAGCGGCACCAGGGUGACAGUUGGCACCAGGGUCAAGAAGAUCCUUGGCUCGGGAGGCCCUCUCGGGCCCCGGAGCCUGCUCGUGCGGCAUGGCCUUGGGCUGCCCAGCGACGUCGACCGCGACAGCGCCCACGACGACGCCCACGACGACGACCCCCACGAAGAAGACAAAAUUACAGAAUCGUGCAUCUCCGCGACGAGACUGCAGGGCCAGACCCCGUCGGAGGUGCAGAGCCCCUUCACCAGGGUCCGGCUCCUCGGCCCCGUGCCCGCCGGGCGGGCGGUGCUCUCCGUGAACGGCCGCGUGCACGGCCCGUUCAAGCCUGCGGCUCCCGGCGAAGAUGCGCCGCUCGACAGGAGCGCCGUUGCGCUGGCGGAGGACAUCGAGCUGGCAUUCGGCCACAGGUUGGGAGGCCCCUCUGGCAGGAAGGCCCCAGACGCCGAGGACGCCUGGCCCGCCGCCGCCGCUGUGGCGUCGCUGCAGGCGGCCGGCGCUGGCGACGACAGCAUCGUGCUCGCGUACGCGCUGGCGGUACGGGGCCUGGCCAUGGAGCAGGCAACCUGGGGGCGGCCCUCUGCCGUUCGCUGGUGCCUCUCGGGCUGUGCCUUCUUCUCACGAUCAGGUGGGCUGGAUGGCGCGCAGUGCGGAGGCUAG
This is a messenger RNA of Prorocentrum cordatum, 666 nucleotides long. Lineage: Eukaryota; Dinophyceae; Prorocentrales; Prorocentraceae. The record is from the annotation of a GenBank genome assembly.